GGUGCUCGGCUCUUCGACUUAUCUGAGUUCGAUUGAGGAGCGUGGCCGCCCUCUUCCGGCUCCGGGAAGCUCUUCCGGCUUUGGUUUCCCGCGGACCGCGCCGGCUUCAGGCUAUUUGAAGGGUUUUACCUAAACAUGGAUAUCAGACCAAAUCACACGAUUUAUAUCAACAACAUGAAUGACAAAAUUAAAAAAGAAGAAUUGAAGAGAUCCCUGUAUGCCCUGUUUUCUCAGUUUGGACAUGUGGUAGAUAUUGUGGCUUUAAAGACCAUGAAGAUGAGGGGACAGGCUUUUGUUAUAUUUAAGGAACUGGGUUCAUCCACAAAUGCUUUGAGACAGUUACAAGGAUUUCCAUUUUAUGGUAAACCAAUGAGAAUUCAAUACGCAAAAACAGAUUCUGAUAUAAUAUCUAAAAUGCGUGGUACUUUCGCUGACAAGGAAAAGAAAAAGGAAAAGAAGAAAGCUAAAACCAUGGAACAGGCGGCAGCAGCUGCAAACAAGAAGCCUGGUCAGGGAACACCAAAUUCAGCUAAUACCCAAGGAAAUGCAGCACCGAAUCCUCAGGUCCCUGAUUACCCUCCAAACUAUAUCCUGUUCCUUAAUAACUUACCAGAGGAGACAAAUGAGAUGAUGUUAUCCAUGUUGUUCAACCAGUUCCCUGGUUUCAAGGAAGUUCGCUUGGUACCAGGGAGACAUGACAUUGCAUUUGUAGAAUUUGAAAAUGAUGGGCAGGCUGGAGCUGCCAGAGAUGCUCUGCAAGGGUUUAAGAUCACACCGUCCCACGCCAUGAAGAUUACCUAUGCCAAGAAAUAACAUGUAGGAUGCCAGUUUUGAAGGACUUGGUAUUAUUUAUAGUUUGUUUUGAUCACAUUCGGUCAAGUCAUUUUAAAUGGUUGGAAGUGAAGGUGAAGUUUAGGGAAAAGAGUCACCUAAUUUUUUUUUUUUUUAGUUUUGGUGAACUAUGAAAUACGGAGCCUUAAUUUUGUACAAUAAACUUUUAUUUGUAUUUUG
Messenger RNA from Mastomys coucha (southern multimammate mouse), 1011 nucleotides. It is a transcript of the gene Snrpb2, whose product is annotated as small nuclear ribonucleoprotein polypeptide B2. Gene Ontology annotation, biological process: mRNA splicing, via spliceosome. Lineage: Eukaryota; Metazoa; Chordata; Mammalia; Rodentia; Muridae. The record is from RefSeq and is a predicted model, not a curated record. Gene Ontology annotation, cellular component: U1 snRNP. Gene Ontology annotation, molecular function: U1 snRNA binding. The transcript is spliced from 7 exons. The coding region runs from base 136 to 813 and encodes 225 amino acids.